Pneumocystis jirovecii RU7 is the source of this 1005-nucleotide messenger RNA. RefSeq names its product ADP,ATP carrier protein. The transcript is spliced from 2 exons. Bases 24 to 959 code for a protein of 311 amino acids. NCBI's taxonomy places the organism in Eukaryota, Fungi, Ascomycota, Pneumocystomycetes, Pneumocystales, Pneumocystaceae. Gene Ontology annotation, cellular component: mitochondrial inner membrane. Gene Ontology annotation, biological process: mitochondrial ADP transmembrane transport; mitochondrial ATP transmembrane transport. Gene Ontology annotation, molecular function: ATP:ADP antiporter activity. The record is from RefSeq and is a predicted model, not a curated record.
UUAGGUAUAUUAGCUAUUCAAAUAUGACGAAUAAGACAAAUAAAGAAUCAAACUUUUUUAUUGAUUUUAUGAUGGGCGGUAUUUCUGCUGCUGUUGCAAAGACGUCUGCUGCACCUAUUGAGCGUGUUAAGCUUUUGAUUCAGAAUCAAGAUGAGAUGAUCAAAGCAGGGCGUCUGUCUCACCGCUAUACUGGUAUUGUUAACUGUUUUUCGCGUACUGUCCAAGACGAGGGUAUCAUUUCGCUUUGGAGAGGCAAUACUGCAAAUGUUCUUCGAUAUUUCCCUACCCAGGCUCUUAACUUUGCUUUUAAAGAUAAAUUUAAAAAAAUGUUUGGUUUUAAUAAGGAGCGUGAUGGUUACUGGCCUUGGUUUUUUGGAAAUCUUGCUUCUGGAGGUUGUGCUGGUGCAGCAUCUCUUCUUUUUGUGUAUUCACUUGACUAUGCUCGGACACGUCUUGCAAAUGAUGCUAAAUCUGUCAAAAAAGGCAGUGAGCGUCAAUUUAAUGGUCUGAUUGAUGUGUAUAGAAAAACACUCGCGUCUGAUGGCAUUCGUGGGCUUUAUCGCGGUUUUGGUCCCUCUGUUGCUGGUAUUGUUGUAUAUCGUGGCCUUUAUUUCGGACUUUAUGAUUCAGUGAAACCUGUUGUACUCACUGGGCCUCUUGAGGGGAGCUUUAUUGCUUCUUUUAUUCUUGGUUGGGUCGUUACUACUACUUCUGGGCUUGCUUCUUAUCCAAUUGACACUGUCCGGCGGCGUAUGAUGAUGACAUCCGGUGAGGCUGUUAAGUAUUCUUCUUCCUUCCAGGCUUUUGCACAAAUCAUCUCCAAUGAAGGUUUCCGUAGCCUUUUUAAGGGUGCUGGUGCUAAUAUUCUCCGCGGUGUCGCUGCUGCCGGUGUUAUUUCUAUGUACGAUCAGCUCCAGUUGAUUGUUUUUGGCAAGAAGUAUUCUGGUGGUUCCUCUUAGGGAUUCUUAUCCAAUUUUGCUGUAUCAAAGCCGUUUCUCCAUCUAA